GUGGAACUGAGUAAACUUGAUCACUUCUGCAACUACAGCAUAGAAGUUCGAGCCUUCACAAGUAAAGGUGAUGGUGUGGGCAGCCAACCUAUCAUCUGUGCAACACAAGAGGAUGGUAUGACACAUUACCAGGUGAACCGGAAAAUAUGAAGGUAUUGGUGGCAGACUUAAGAACAAUGCUUGUCUCGUGGUUACCACCACUAUACCCUAAUGGAAAAAUCAAGCAGUACAGAAUAUACAUGAGAUCAUUAGAUGGAAUGACUCUGGACACAGAUCAAUUUGAUAUUCCCAGUGAGCAGACAAACUAUACUAUUUCAUACUUGGAGACGCACAACCGAUAUGAGUUCUGGGUAACAGCCUUCACAGCAGUAGGAGAAGGAGCAGAAUCAAGGCAUGUGGUGCAAGCAACAACUGACCAUGCCCCAGCACAAAUUGCUCCAUUUAGCCAGCAUGUUGUUGGAGUUCUACAUGAAGAUUUAAAACUGUCAUGUCUGGCUGUUGGUCAGCCUGCUCCACAAUACUAUUGGAGGAAGAAUGGGAAUUCGAUACAAGAAGACAGCCGUCUCCAGAUUAUCCAGGGAAAGCUGCUUGUCAUCAGUCCCCUUGAAAGAGCUGAUGCUGGGAAUUACUCCUGUUUAGCAGAAAACAUAUUUGGGAGAGACCAAAUUGCCUAUUUUGUUACAAUCCAUGAGAGUCAAACUAAAGGAAUUCCACUUGUACCAAGCGAGAUACAAAUAUCUUCAACAACUGCAUCAAGCAUUGCACUUCAGUGGCAGCUUCCACCAGAUGCUGGCCAUGUUCUUGAAGGUCUCUAUCUCUACCACAAGAGAGAAUUUGGCGAAUGGGAAAAGACAAAAUUAAGAGCUCAAGACUCCAGUUUCAUCCUCAAUAACCUGCAGUGUGGCACAAAGUAUUACUUCUACUUACAAACAUUUAAUCAACUAGGGCAAAGUGAACCAACUUCUACAAUUACUGCAUGCACACAAGGUUCAGCACCAGUUGCUCCUAAAAAUUCCGAUCUCAUAAAAGUUAAUUCCAGUUUCAUAUUGUUAAAUUUAACAUCAUGGGAUGAUGGUGGUUGCCACAUAACGUCUAUUGUGAUUGAAUACAAAGUAAAGGAUGAAACCAUGUGGACACUUGUAUCAAACAAUGUCAAAACAGAGCAACUUCAAUUUAUUGUCCUGGAUUUAAAUCCAGGAACUUGGUAUAAUUUACGAGUUACAGCUCAUAACAGUGCUGGCUCAACUGUGGAACACUAUGACUUUGUUACCCUCACACAUUUAGGAGCUACAGUAGCUCCAGAACUCAUAGUAUAUUAUGGAUAUGGAAGAAAACCUUUUUAUAGUGAGAUAGCAGUAAUAGUUCCUGCUGCCACUGGGAUUACAAUUACAAUUGCUGCUGCUGCUAUCCUAUUCGCCUACUUGAAGAAAAGUCAUACCAUAAUGUCUUCUAAUACAUACAGAGAUAAACAUGAAGAUCCUGAGCAGCUGUCAGACUUGGGCAAGAAAGUGUUGCAGGACAGAGCUGACAGCUCAGACUGUGGAAAAAUGUCUCCAAGCUUGCAAGAACCAGUCUACCUGCCGACUCCAGUGCGCGUCUCUCUGGGAUACAGGCAGGACAUCAGUCCCUAUGCCACCUUCCAGGUUCCAGCACCUGGAGGUCCUGAGUGUUCUGACUGUGAAGAGGAUUUAGAGCCACAUGACCGGAAUCAUAAGCUUGCAGACAAGGAUGGAAGCAGCACAGAUUCAACAUACUCCAAAAUUCACAGGAAACUUCAACAUGGAAACGAAACACCUGAGUGGAUACCCUUACAUAAUUUGUACCAAGCACAUAGGUAUUAAUAACACCUGCAACUUUUCAGGUAGCCAAUAUCAAGUGUUGUGGAGAAAGUUUUCAGUGUAAGCGAGAUGUUAACAGACAGUGGUAAAGAUGAUGAAGCAAGUUAAACUUACCAAGUGCCUUUUGACUAAAGAAAACACUAUUUAUUAGCUCCAGUGUAAAUGUCAGUUUUUAUACAUUUAUAUAAAUGAUUUCAUGUUUCAAAGAGAAGCUGAUUGUAUUCACAUGUGACAA
Messenger RNA from Schistocerca serialis cubense, 2073 nucleotides. RefSeq names its product Down syndrome cell adhesion molecule-like protein Dscam2. Gene Ontology annotation, molecular function: protein binding. The record is from RefSeq and is a predicted model, not a curated record. The coding region runs from base 147 to 1841 and encodes 564 amino acids. The transcript is spliced from 11 exons. NCBI's taxonomy places the organism in Eukaryota, Metazoa, Arthropoda, Insecta, Orthoptera, Acrididae.